Paramacrobiotus metropolitanus is the source of this 1043-nucleotide messenger RNA. RefSeq names its product vesicle transport protein USE1-like. Bases 78 to 746 code for a protein of 222 amino acids. The record is from RefSeq and is a predicted model, not a curated record. Lineage: Eukaryota; Metazoa; Tardigrada; Eutardigrada; Parachela; Macrobiotidae. Gene Ontology annotation, biological process: retrograde vesicle-mediated transport, Golgi to endoplasmic reticulum. Gene Ontology annotation, molecular function: SNAP receptor activity. The transcript is spliced from 5 exons. Gene Ontology annotation, cellular component: endoplasmic reticulum; SNARE complex.
UAAACUGCUAAAGCUUUAAAUUAUCAGUAAUUUACUGAUGGCAGUAAACGAUAUUUGUUUAAUAAGUAUCGGUCGGAAUGGAUAGUAAUGGUGAGGAUUUUUCAGCGCCGGAGAUCAAUCUUAAGCGGCUGCUUCGCAAGUGCGAACUGUUGGAGAAGGAUCAGCAGACAGACUGGCGCUUCGACAAGUACGUGGAGGCAUUGCAGGAGCUGUUCCUAUCCGUGAAAGCUACGGCGGAUACUGCGCCAAAGAGAAGCGAUUCUGUUCUAGACCGCAUUACAACUUACAAAUCGCGGGUCGAUCAUUUACGCCGUAUUUCCAGGCCUGAUUUAUUUUCAGAGGAAAAUGACCGGAAACUGCUCCUUGACAAACGUUCGCUCUCCAGAAACUUAGAGCCGUCACAGGACACCGCAGUACGGUUGAAGCAGGAUAAUGCUGUUCCCGGGGCAGGAGACAGUGGAGCGAGCGUGGUCGAUUUCUCUGCAGAGACAACUUAUCCGCCAAUCGGAUCUUCGUACACGAGAAAUACGGCGGCUGCUGAAACGUCGAAGCCUUCUUCCAGAGAUCUGGAUAUUUUGAUGGCCCAUGAAAUGGAACGACGGGAGCGCAUCACCGAUGAAAUGCUGGAUCUGACGCAGACGCUGAAAGCCAACAUGACAACAGCUAAUCAGCUCGUCCGGAGAGAUUUCACGGUGAGACAAUUGACAAAACAACGGCAAUUGUGGACAAAAACCAGACUCGUUUAGAAAAGGAAAAUGCGAAAUUGGCGGAGCAGACAAAAAAGAACACAAGUUGGUGGGUGCUGUUCUUCUUGAUUGGAUUGUUUGGCAUUUUUGUAAUGAUGGUACUCUUUAUGAGAUUGUUUCCCAAGCCACGGACACGAUAAAAUUGUUGAAGUGCCGGGGAAACCGCCUGUAUAAUAAGAUCAUUUGUAUGAAUUCUCUUGUGCAGUCUUUCGAGCGCCGGUAUCCUGCCAGUCAGUUGCAAACGUGCUCUUCUAUUCGCUCUGUAAAACAAUUUACACAAAUAAAAUUUAGGGAAGU